Molecule: messenger RNA, 1185 nt
Organism: Lolium perenne
Lineage: Eukaryota; Viridiplantae; Streptophyta; Magnoliopsida; Poales; Poaceae
Source: RefSeq, a predicted model, not a curated record
AUGCAGGAGGAGUACGAUGCGCUGCAGCGUAACCGGACCUGGGAGCUGGUUCCCCGGCCCCCUCGCGGAAACGUCAUCACCGGCAAAUGGGUCUUCAAGCACAAGCUCAGCUCCUACGGUACUCUCGAGCGCUACAAGGCGCACUGGGUCGUGUGCGGUUUUCGACAACGCGCUGGCGUCGACUUCACGGAUACGUUUGCCCCGGUACACUGCCAGCAGCCCAUCGGCUUCGUCGACACCGAGCGCCCCGAUGACGUGUGCUUGCUCUCUCGGUCCUUGUAUGGACUGAAGCAGGCGCCCCGCGCCUGGUACCAGCGCAUCACCGGCUUCCUACAUCAGCUUGGUUUCCGCUCCACGCGUUCCGAUGCAUCGCUGUUCGUCUACCGGACUGGCAACGACAUGGCCUACCUGCUGCUGUAUCUCACCGACAGUCUUCGCGCUGAGUUCGCGUUGAAGGACUUUGGCCCGCUCCAUUACUUCCUCGGCAUCGAGGUUGUCCGGCGUGCGGACGUGUUCUUCCUUCAUCAGCGGAAGUAUGCCCACGAGCUUCUCGAGCGUGCAGGAAUGCUUAACUGCAACCCUGCACCUACUCCUGCCGACACGAAGGCCAAGUUCUCCGCCAGUGAUGGGUCGCUGGCGUCCGACGCGCCGUUCUACCGCUCCAUCGUCGGUGCCCUCCAGUACUUGACGUUGACACGUCCGGAGCUCCAGUACGUUGUGCAGCAGGUGUGCUUGCAUAUGCAUGCUCCUCGAGAUGCUCAUUGGGCCGCGGUGAAGCGGAUUCUACGCUACGUCUAUGGUACCAUGGGCUACGGCCUGUCGCUGCAUGCUUCGCCCUCGACGUCGACCGACCUCGUUGCCUACUCGGACGCGGACUGGGCGGGAUGCCCGAACACGCGGCGCUCCACGAGCGGCUACUGCGUCUACCUCAGCUCGUCGCUCGUCUCUUGGUCCUCCAAGAGGCAACCCACCGUGUCUCGCUCCAGUGCUGAGGCCGAGUACCGCGCCGUGGCUAACGCUGUGGCCGAGUGCACGUGGCUUCGUCAGCUUCUGUUCGAGCUCUCUUGUCCCGUUGACAAGGCUACGGUGGUCUUCUGCGACAACGUGUCGGCUGUCUACCUCUCCGCCAACCCCACUGCCUACCAAAUAUUCAUGAAUGAAAGCCAUCAACUAGUCUUUGUGUGA